This is a messenger RNA of Apus apus (common swift), 1284 nucleotides long. It is a transcript of the gene CLDN2, whose product is annotated as claudin 2. The transcript has a single exon. Gene Ontology annotation, molecular function: structural molecule activity. The record is from RefSeq and is a predicted model, not a curated record. Gene Ontology annotation, cellular component: plasma membrane; bicellular tight junction. Gene Ontology annotation, biological process: bicellular tight junction assembly; calcium-independent cell-cell adhesion. Bases 127 to 822 code for a protein of 231 amino acids. Lineage: Eukaryota; Metazoa; Chordata; Aves; Apodiformes; Apodidae.
GUGGAGCUGUGGCACAAGGAGUGGAGCUGCUGGCAGAGCCAUGGGAACGUAAGCAAGCCGGAGUGAGCCACCGCUGAGCUGGGUGAGAAGCCACCAGCUCCAAGGAGGUGACAGCCAGACCCCACCAUGGUUUCUAUGGAGCUUCAGCUGCUGGGGUACACCGUGGCCUUCCUGGGCUACAUUGGCACCCUGACAGCCACACUGCUGCCCAGCUGGAAGACCAGCUCCUACAUCGGCUCCAGCAUUGUGACAGCCGUGAGCUUCACCAAGGGGCUGUGGAUGGAGUGUGCCACGUACAGCACAGGCAUCACCCAGUGUGACAUCUACAGCUCCCUGCUCAACCUGCCUGCCGACAUCCAGGCAGCCCAAGCCCUGAUGGUGAGCUCCUGUGCUGUCUCCUCCCUCGCCUGCCUCCUCAGCAUCGUGGGCAUGAGGUGCACCGUCUUCAGCCAGGGCUCGCCAGGCAAGGACCGGGUGGCAGUGGUGGGUGGUGUGGUCUUCAUCCUUGGGGGGCUGCUCUGCUUCAUCCCGCUGGUGUGGAACAUCCAUGUGGUGCUGCGGGAUUUCCACAGCCCCGUCCUCCCUGACAGCAUGAAGUUUGAGCUCGGGGAGGCGCUUUACCUGGGCAUCAUCUCCUCCAUCCUCUCCCUCAUCGGUGGCUUCAUCCUCUGCGCAUCCUGCCCUGCCCAGGACCCAAGGACCACCUACACAAGCACCUACCAGCCCAGGCUGCUGACGGGCAAGAGCCCCCGGCCCUCUGUCAGCCAGACACAGAAGACCAAGAGUGAGCUCAAUUCCUACAACCUGACAGGAUACGUUUAGCAGCUGUGGUGGGAACCAGGCUGGCACCUCUCCCAGCUCCCCAGAUCAUCUGGACUGGCACCAAGGGAGCACGGUAAGAGGAGAGGACAUGGUGGCAUCUCCUGUGCUCAAACUUCUUGCUUACACACUUGGGGGGUUUGAUCCCAUUCUCUCCCCAGGGAUCCCAAGAACUUUGUGACUGCUUGGAGAUCCCAGCUGGUGGCUUACCUCAGUGAAGGAUCCCAAAUCCAGCUUCUCUUCCCUCCUCUGUGCUGCAGGCAGAUCCUGGCACAGUGGGAACCCCAGCCCACAGCCCUAGCAAGUCUGCCGGGCGGAGGGUGGAAGGAUUUGUGCCCCCAGGGACCAGCCUGCUGGCCACGAAGGCAUCACAGGGGGGUCAGGGAGUCCACACAGGUCUGGAACAGCCACUGCGGGGGUUGAGUGCUGGUUGCAAACUGAUGUUGCAAUAAAUCUGUAUUUCUA